Molecule: messenger RNA, 1605 nt
Organism: Fonsecaea pedrosoi CBS 271.37
Lineage: Eukaryota; Fungi; Ascomycota; Eurotiomycetes; Chaetothyriales; Herpotrichiellaceae
Exons: 1
Coding region: 1-1605 (534 amino acids)
Biological process (GO): ribosomal large subunit biogenesis; rRNA methylation
Cellular component (GO): nucleolus
Molecular function (GO): rRNA (adenine) methyltransferase activity
Source: RefSeq, a predicted model, not a curated record
AUGUUCGCGGUUCCGGGUUGGGCAGUUGACUCGACUUCCCUCGUCCAGGAAAAACUCGCUUCAACCAGUGACGCCCAUCUAUCUCCCUCGGUUUCCACUUCAGCCUCCAAAAAGAGAAAGAACGCAUUCCCCGAUCAUCAUGAGGCCUCCAAAGUCUCGGGGACUGAGCUCGAGAAACUAUGGAACCAGCGUGCAGGGGCCAAACCUGCCAGCAAAACGCAGGGGGAACUUCAGAGACAUGGUCACCAAACUGCUGAACGACACAAGGUUGGCGCAGAGACCAUCCCAGUGACAGAUACGAAGCGGCGCGGGAAGAAGAAUAAGGACAAUAUACGCCCGACGGUCAAUGGCCAACAGCAGCCUGUGCAGCCGGGUCGAGUGCAAAAAGCGGAGGAUGACGGCAGAAGGGACGGUGAUGGCGAGGCGGAAGUGUCGUCUUCGAGGUCCAUCCCACGCGAUAGCAUACGCAAAGUUCUUCCGCCUGCACCGCCAAUACCUGCGAGACUGACUCCUCUGCAAGCCAAAAUGCGCAACAAACUCACAUCAGCCCGCUUCCGACACCUGAACGAGACCUUGUAUACCACCACCUCCUCAGCCGCAAUGACUCUCUUCACGAAUUCUCCCGACCUCUUCGCCGAGUACCACGCCGGAUUUUCACAGCAAGUGAAAGACUCGUGGCCUGUCAACCCAGUAGACAGGUACAUUUCCGCGAUCAAAACCAGAGGACAAAUAUCCACGACAGCACAUGAGCCCAAUAGGCAGCAGCCUGGCAAGAGCCUCAAGAUCUCUCUACAGAGCUCCCCACUCCCUCGUCGCAAGACAGGUUCCUGCACAAUCGCCGACCUGGGCUGUGGUGAUGCUCCUCUUGCUCGCGGUUGCCAAUCCGUUAUCAAAGCCCUUAAACUCAAAUUUCACAACUUCGAUCUCCACACUCCUAACACCUUGGUCACCAAAGCAGAUAUCUCCUCAUUGCCGUUGAGAGAUGGUGAGGCGGAUAUUGCGGUAUUCUGCCUCAGCCUCAUGGGCACGAAUUGGAUCAACUUUGUGGAAGAAGCAUGGCGAAUCCUUCGGGGAGAUGGAAGGGGGGAGUGUUGGGUGAGCGAAGUCAAAUCCCGCUUUGGAAGGGCGAAAAGACAACCCGGGCAGAGCGUGGAGAAUAGUGUAGGAAAGAAGCGAAGGAAACAGAACGCCAAGAAGAAAACCGGCGGUGCGGGCGUGGAAGGUAGUGAUGAUGAAGUCCAGGGGGAGCUUUUCGUGGAGGACUCUACGGCUACUGAGGCUACUGGAGAGCAAACGGAUAUAUCUGCCUUUGUCAGUGUCAUGACCCGCCGUGGAUUCCUUUUGCGCGAAGGAAGUGUGGACAAAUCGAACAAGAUGUUCGUCAGCAUGGUGUUCGUCAAAUCCGGUGUGCCGACCGCCGGGAAAUACAAAGGGCUCAAAUGGAAUGGUAGAGAGUAUCAGAAGAUCGAGGACGUCAAGCUAAAGGGACGAGGACGGCCUGGUGCUAGCAGUGUAGCAGCGGCAGAUCACGGAGAGGAUGAUAGUGACAUGACGGUUGAGGAAGAGGCCAAAGUUCUUAAGCCCUGUGUCUACAAAACAAGGUGA